GUAUUUAAACAGGUUCCAACGGCACUAGUGGUACAGUGAGCUGCCCACAAUGGUGUAUCACGGACUCGUUCUGCUAGCUUUUGGCACAUUCCUGGUUGCUGGUAGCAACCAGUUUCGAUCUGAUUACAAAUUUCACUCAGCUGCUAAUGGAUGGUUCAAGCUCCACAAAACACCCGCCAGGUGGCACGACGCACGACUUCGAUGCUCCUUAGAAGGCGCAUUUCUAGCGUCACCUAUUAACGUGGACGUGAGCGAUGUGAUUCAUAGCAUUAUCAGUGGACACAAACACGUACAUUCUUCUGGGGUGUACACCGGCGUUCACAAUACAAUAACACCUACCGAGUUUAUUAGCGUUGAAGGAGUGUCUCUGAGUUUAAUGCCGGUUAAAAAGUAUGAACAUAAAUUCCCCGAGGGCUACAGCGGUACGCCGAGCUGCAUGCGUUUGCUGCCUCAACUAGGGCUAGUCGCAGGUAGCUGUAACGACGCACUGCCCUAUAUCUGCUAUAAGCCUAAAACCGAGGAGCUCGUCAUCACCGAGUGCGGCACCAUCGACACAGGUUAUCGUCUCGACAAUCGAACCGGACACUGCUAUAAGUUCCACGUGAACACGCUGCCGUGGGCCUUCGCCUACCUGGCAUGCAUCGCAGAGGGCGGAUACCUCGCCAUCGUCAACAGCGCCGCGGAGGCUAAUCUCAUCGCGGAACUACUUAUCCAAAACCCGGACACUUCUAUCGUUGGAGGACAAAAGCAAGGAGCGGCUCUCGGCUUCCGUGACUGGCAUGAAAAUGGUGUUUGGAGAACGAUCCAUGGGCAAAGCCUGGAAGAGGCCGGGUUCGCGGACUGGGCUAACGACCGCCCGGAUAACUUCAUAGUGAAUGGCGAAGGUCAGCACUGCGGCACCAUGUGGCGCACGGGCCUGCGCCAAUUCGACGAUGUUCAAUGCAGUGCCCAACUGCCUUUCGUAUGCGAGAAGGACCCAGCAAGUCUGCGUCCGGUACCGCACGCUUGUCCAGAAUAUUGGUACAGUGAGCUGCCCACAAUGGAGAUUCACGGACUAGUUCUUUUAGCUUUUUGCACUUUCCUGGUUGCAGGCGGCAAUGAUUUCCGCUCGGACUACACAUAUUAUUCCUGUGCUAAUGGAUGGUUCAAGUUUCACAAAGUACCCGCAAAAUGGCAGGAAGCGCGUCUCCGUUGCAGUUUGGAAGGUGCAGUUUUAGCGUCUCCUAUUAACAGCGACGUGAGCGACGUGAUGAAGAGGAUUAUCAGCGAACAAAAAUGCGCCUCUCCCUCCGGGGUAUACACUGGUGUUCACAACACAGUAACAAACACCGAGUAUUCAAGUGUGGAAGGCGUGUCUUUGUGUUCGAUGCCGGAUGGAAAGUGUGAACAUAUGUUCCCUGGAGGCUACAGUGGUACGCCGAGCUGCAUGCGCCUAUUACCACAAGAGGGAUUGGUAGCAGGCACCUGCAGCGACGCGCUGCCCUACAUCUGCUACAAGAAGAAGACCACGGAUCUCGUGGUCACUGAGUGUGGUACGGUAGACACAGGUUAUCGGCUCGACAAUCGAACCGGACACUGCUACAAGUUCCACGUGAACACGCUGCCGUGGGCGGUUGCCUACCUGACGUGCGUCGCAGAGGGCGGGUACCUCGCCAUCGUCAACAGCGCUGCAGAGGCUGACAUCAUCGCGGAACUACUUAACAAACACCCACCGUCCGCUAUCGUUGGAGGACAGAAGCAAGGAGCGGCUCUUGGUUUCCACGAUUGGCAUGAGAAUGGUGUUUGGAGAACGAUUCACGGACAAACCCUUCAAGAGGCCGGGUACGCAGGCUGGGCUCCAAACCGCCCUGAUAACUUCGUAGUGGAUGGCGAAGGUCAGCACUGCGGCAGCAUGUGGCGCACGGGCCUGCGUCAUUUCGAUGACGUACAAUGCAGUGCCCAGUUGCCUUUCGUCUGCGAGAAGGACCCAGCAAGUCUUCGCCCGGUAGCGCAAACUUGUAAUGCACAAAAUAGUGGUUCGCAGUGUGGAUUUUGAAGAUCCGAUACUAUAUGCUUGUACAUUGAUG
Manduca sexta (tobacco hornworm) is the source of this 2066-nucleotide messenger RNA. Its product is annotated as lymphocyte antigen 75. Gene Ontology annotation, molecular function: signaling receptor activity. Bases 50 to 2035 code for a protein of 661 amino acids. NCBI's taxonomy places the organism in Eukaryota, Metazoa, Arthropoda, Insecta, Lepidoptera, Sphingidae. The transcript has 12 exons. The record is from RefSeq and is a predicted model, not a curated record.